This is a messenger RNA of Hevea brasiliensis (rubber tree), 2299 nucleotides long. Its product is annotated as geranylgeranyl transferase type-2 subunit alpha 1. Gene Ontology annotation, biological process: protein geranylgeranylation. Gene Ontology annotation, cellular component: Rab-protein geranylgeranyltransferase complex; cytoplasm. Bases 91 to 2184 code for a protein of 697 amino acids. Gene Ontology annotation, molecular function: protein binding; Rab geranylgeranyltransferase activity. The record is from RefSeq and is a predicted model, not a curated record. The transcript is spliced from 8 exons. NCBI's taxonomy places the organism in Eukaryota, Viridiplantae, Streptophyta, Magnoliopsida, Malpighiales, Euphorbiaceae.
AUUUUCCAUUUCUUUCUCGGUGGCUUUGGAGAAAUUAUAUUAUUCUCGAAAGAUACUCAAAGACCAAGUGUUGGCUCAUCGGCUGAGAAAAUGCACGGACGUCCUCGCAAAGCCCCAGUACCAGAAGACGAAGCAGCUUCGGCGGCCAAAGCAGAGAAGCUACGCGCUCUCCAGUCUCAAGUCCUUUCUAAUCACCGCCAUAAAAUUUAUACUGAGGAAGCUCUAGAGCUUAGCACAAGGCUUGUCGAGAUCAAUCCGGAAUGUUACACUGCUUGGAAUUAUAGAAAGCUUGCCUUUGAACACAAUCUGACUCGGUCCGACUCCAAUCCUAACUCAGUCAAGUCAAUUCUCGAGGAAGAGCUUCGAGUGGUAGAGAUUGCGCUGAGGCAAAAUUUUAAAUCAUAUUCGGCUUGGCAUCAUCGCAAGUGGGUGCUAAGUAAACGGCAUUCUUCAAUAGAGAAGGAGUUGUGGCUUUUGGAAAAGUUCCAAAGUGCUGAUCCUCGAAAUUUUCAUGCGUGGAGUUAUCGGAGAUUUAUAGCAGCAUUGAUGGACAGAUCAGAUGUGGAUGAAUUAGAGUACACCCAGAAUCUAAUUGAUAAGAAUAUCAGUAAUUAUUCUGCUUGGCACAAUCGAAGUGUUCUUCUGUCUAAUUUGAUGAAGAAAAAUGUAGAAGGUUUUACUGAAAAAGAUGAGGUUUUAACCAAGGAGUAUGAAUUAGUACGUGAAGCUCUUUUUACAGAUGAAGAUGAUCAAAGUGGUUGGUUUUAUCAUCUUUGGCUUCUUGACCAAACUGUUAAAGCUAAGUCUCCUCUGCUGGUUUCUUCAUGGCCUGCUCAUGGCUCUGAUCUCAUUCUUUUUCAAGACAGAUGCCUGGAUGCUUCUUCUUCUCCAUUCAAUAUAUUCCAAUUUGAUUCAGGAACAUUUCCACUGAUUCUUUACUUUAGUCAGGCUGUUGAAGGUGUAAACUCAUCUACGGUCAACGUUGAAUAUGGAUCUAACUUGAAUCAGGGUCUUGUUUGGAAACCUCUUUCAACAUAUAAGUCUAGGGCUGCCCAAGCUUGGAUUACACAGUUGAGUUUUCCCAAUGCAGAUCUCCAUUCUUUAGAAGCUUAUCCUGUGGAGAUUACUGUUGGACAUUGUCAAGGAAUCAUUUCUUCUAGUGGUUUUCAUUAUAGCCAGUCUUCGCAUUUUGUAUUUACUGUGCGUGUACAACCUGUCAAAAAAGAACUUAAAGAAGGGUCAGGCGUAGAGAAGAUUUCAUGGACAGAUGAAAACUUUUAUCUUUGUGAGCCUCAUUUUGUGGAAUCAAAUCUAGUUGCUUGGUUUCACCAGCUAUGUUUAAAAAAUGAACACGAGCCAGUGGCUAAUGCCUGGCAAGUAAAAAUUAUAGAGGAAGAGAUGAAACACUUCUGUAUGUUGUCAGACUGUAAAAUUGGAAAACUUACACUGGCAAGACUGUUGACUGCUUAUGACGCAUUAAUGUCUUCUGGCAAAUUGGUCCAUUCUCAAGAAAUUCUUGGACUGUAUAUUGACCUAAUGAAGUUGGAUCCACCGCAUUAUCAGUACUACAAAAAUGAACAUAGCGUGGUUUUAUUGCAACAGGUUAUGUCUAGUAGGGAAUCUCUGCUAAGCCGCUGCUUCCAUUAUAGGGAUUUGACUUCAUCAAGCCGUGGCUAUCCUAUGUGUUUACGACUUAAUAAAUUAUCAUUAUCUCGAAUAGGAUCUUUUGCUAAAUUAUUGUGGGUCCAAAUGCUAGACCUGAGUCAUAAUGAACUUCAAUCAAUUGAAGGAUUGGAGGCUCUGCAGCUACUGAUUCAUUUGAGUUUGAGUGAGAAUAAACUCUCUAGUUUUACUGCAUUGGAGCCAUUGAGACAGCUGAAGUCAUUGAAAUCGCUGGAUAUUUCAUACAAUGAGAUAGGUGCACGCUCUAUUGACACUACAAGAUAUCUGUGUUCAUCUCCUUUGUCUAAUUCGAUUGGAAAUGAAUGGGAGCAAGAUAGAAUUUUGGUUGAUGGGGUCAGCAUGACAAAUUAUUGGGAAGCCUUUUUUGUGUUGAAAGGCUUGAACUUGACACAAUUGGAUGUGGUGGGGAAUGCCAUUGCUGAUGAAAAUUUUACCUUAUUUCUGGUUAGGGUUCUGCCUACACUUAAGUGGCUGGAUGGUGUACAAUUGAAUUUAUUUUGAUACUUAUUUUCUUCAUUUUCUGGUCUUUUCAGCUCUUAAUAAGGUGUACCAUAUUUCUAAUGUAGUUUUAAUGACUUGGUUUCAAGUAUUACACUUGGAUUGGUAUUGUUGUCGA